Messenger RNA from Sinocyclocheilus rhinocerous, 771 nucleotides. RefSeq lists its product as uncharacterized. The record is from RefSeq and is a predicted model, not a curated record. The annotation marks the transcript as partial. The transcript has 4 exons. Lineage: Eukaryota; Metazoa; Chordata; Actinopteri; Cypriniformes; Cyprinidae. Gene Ontology annotation, cellular component: cytoskeleton.
AGAAGCACACUUUCAACGUGCACUAUUAAGGGCCCUAGAAAUCUGUUUUACGAAGUGAUAUAAAAUAUGGAUUCGGCGUCGACCAGCUCUAAACUCAUCUAUAAAAUGUCUAAUGAGGAUAUCACAAAGCUGAUACAGCUGCGAUCGAGCAACUCGGCGCUUUUUGACGGGAGGAAAAAUUCGUCUAAAACAGCCUGGAGUGCAAUACUCCGAGAAAUGGGGCUUGAGGAAAGGAUUACAACUGAGCAGAUUGCCAAAAAGUGGGAAAACCUGAAGGCAAGAUAUAAGGAUGCAAAAUAUCCUCCCACCGGUGUGGAGAAGAACCCCACCUGCUGGAAAUGGUUCAAUCUCAUGGACGAUGCUCUGGGUGAAGAGUUUGAUGAAAAGAUCAGCCAGCAAGUGAUCACAUCAGAAGCUAACAAUGAUAAUGCACCUCAUCCUAGUAAGAGGCUACGCCAGAUUAAAGUCGGAGGGGAAAUAUUGGAAUUCUUGGAAGAGGAAGGAACUUCGGGGAAUGUGCCGCCGACCUCCAGACCGCAUCUGGCUAAGCGGGCAAGACAAAAAGGCAAGCAGACAACAGGAAGUCACUCGUUGGACAUCAUGAGAACCAAACUUCAAAGAGAAAGACAGCUUCUAGAAAAGGAGCUUGGAGGCCUGGACCGAGAAAAAGCCCUUCUAGAGCGGGAAAGGGCCCUUGCCGAUCGGGAAAGAGCAGCGCUUCAGCGGGACAGAGCCCAGGUAGAGAAGGACAAAGCUGCGGUUAACAGAGAC